This is a messenger RNA of Bipolaris maydis ATCC 48331, 3099 nucleotides long. RefSeq lists its product as uncharacterized. Gene Ontology annotation, biological process: secondary metabolite biosynthetic process; amino acid activation for nonribosomal peptide biosynthetic process. Lineage: Eukaryota; Fungi; Ascomycota; Dothideomycetes; Pleosporales; Pleosporaceae. The record is from RefSeq and is a predicted model, not a curated record. Gene Ontology annotation, molecular function: catalytic activity; phosphopantetheine binding. Gene Ontology annotation, cellular component: cytoplasm.
AUGGUUGGUGCUGUCACGACAGACCUCCGUCGAACCGACAUCGAAAAUCGCGAACCUCUGCUAAAGACCAGCGUCCUUGAUCUUUUCGACGAGCACGCGGAACGCAGUCCAAAUAGCAUCGCCGCUGAGUUCCAGGGCCAGACCGUCACUUACAACCAACUGCACAAUGCCUCCAUUAGAGUGGCUUUGGAAUUGCGCAAACGAGGCUUCCGUCCUCGAGAUCGCAUUCCUUUGAUUACGACGAUGAGCUUGGAGAUGCUCGCCUCAGUCUUGGGAAUCUUGCGGCUGGGUGCUUCUUAUUGUCCUAUAGACUUCAACGCUUGGAGUUUAGAACGAGUUAUCGCCACUUUGGAAGCUGUGGGCUCGCGCUUGGUACUGAGUACUGUGGAAACGACGAUCUCUGGCUAUGAGCUGGUUCGCAUGCCCGAAUUGUCGAGGCAUAUUGACUCUGUUGCAGAAGAGGGGGUCGAGGCACUCAAAUUCAUCAGAGGUGAUAUGAGACAAUCCGAUCUUAUUUACAUCAUCUUUACGUCUGGCACUACGGGAAGACCAAAGGGUGUGAUGGUCCCGCACAGCAGCGCUGUCCAUCUGGUGCAGCAAAAUUUCUCUGGGGCUAUGAGAGGAAGCCCGGGUGAGAAGGUCUUAUUGUUCUUCUCAGUCGCCUUUGAUGGAUGUGCAGGAGUUAUUUUCUCGACCAUUUGCCAUGGUGGAACUAUCGCGAUGGCUCAACCAUCCGACGUCAUCAACACAGCGUCUUCGUGUAGCACUCUCAUCUUGACACCUUCAAUGCUGGCCAGUUUGGAACCAACACCGGAAUUCGACCGUGUACAUAGCAUUUAUAUGGGAGGCGAAGCUCCUAACGAAACCCUGGUUAGAAUCUGGACCAGCCCGACAAGGAAAGUCUACAACUGCUAUGGACCUACUGAGUGUACUACGGCAGUCUCCACCGUGGAGAUGAUACCUGGAGGCCCCAUCGUUCUCGGACACCUUAUCUCAGAGGUUGAGAUUGUGCUGUUAGAUGAAAAUCUAGAACAUGAAGUCCCACAAGGAGAGAUCUGCAUUAGAGGGCCAUGCUUGGCGGUUGGAUAUCUCAACAUGGAGGCUCUGACACAAAAGAAGUUCUUCUUCAGAGAUGGCGUCCGUCAUUAUCGUACCGGAGACCUUGCUCGUCGCGAUGAGGAGGGUCUACAUUUCGUUGCUCGUGUUGACCGCAUAGUCAAGAAUCGCGGAUUUCUGAUCAACCUGGAAGCGGAAGUCGAACCUGCUCUUCGAAGCUUCUCUGGCGUUCAGAAAGCCGCAGCAUUUCUUCUGCAGAAGCAGCUGGUAGCGUUUGUGACGCCUUCUGAGGUACCGGUGGACAUUUUACGCGAGUAUCUUGUCCGAAAGUUUGAUGUGUUCAUCGUACCAGACCUCAUAUUCGCUAUCAACGACUUCACGUUGACGCCAAACGGCAAGGUUGACACAAGAGCCUUGCAAGCAAUGGUAAAAGAUCAAGUGAAUAAUCGACUACUGAGCUAUCCACGCACUGAAAAUGAUGCAUCCACUGCAUUGGACGUUGUUCUCCAAGCUUUCGCAGUUAUCUUCGAUCGACCAGUGAGCCAGAUACCGUCUACGGCAUCUUUCAGAUCGCUUGGCGGCCACUCCCUCACAGCUGUGAAACUUCAAUCUCACCUUCGUCGCGAAAACUUCAGUUUGGCUUUGAGCAAGAUUUUUGAGUUGGAUACUGCAGCAGCGAUAGCUCGAGCAGCAGUAUCCGCUGACCGUUUCGCAUCUGCUGACGUGAGCUCAUCAAUUACUACAUCACUCACGCCGCAUCAGCUCCAGCUCUUGGAAGAAACCGAAAUUGAUCCCUCGAGCAACUACGUUUUUUACUCCCUCACCAGAAACACUGCUAACAGUCCUGUUAACACCGAAAACCUGCGAAAGGCAUGGGAGAUCAUAUUUACCCGUCAUGCCAUCUACCGAACAAGAUUUGACAUGGACACCAAAGCCCAAACAGUUCAUACUGCAGCAGAUGUCUACUGGAGAGAGUUCAGCGCAGUCGACUACGAGAACAUGGAAACAGUGUCCCGGCGAGAGAGGGAGGCACUGUGGACAACACUACGUUCGCAAAAGUCCUCAACAUCCAUUUUGAAGCCCAAUUUCUGGAUCGUCGAUGUACCUGGAGAGGCCAUCCAGAUGAAUUGGCUUGUUCAUCACAGUUACACUGAUGCAUGGUCAUUCGGAAUAUUGUUGGAAGAGCUUGAACUUAUCAUUAACGGGAAUGCAGCCACACUUCCACCUGCACCAAGCUACGAUGUGGUUGCGCAAUACCUAAAUGGCGAAGCUAAGCGUCAGGCAAGAGUUAUCACCGAUUUCUGGAGCACUUACGCAGAGCCAUGGAAAGAAUUGAGACCAGUCCAAUUGCUAGAGCCCAGAGUGCCAAGUGACCAACCGUGGAACAGGUGGGAGUCCGAUAUCCCGCUGAAAAUGGACAGCCUUAUUACGUCUGCCCGUCAGCACGGCGUCUCUCUAGCGACAGUUGUCUACACUGCUUGGGCAUUAGUUCUCGCAGAUUACACAGAUUCCAAUACUGUGGGUAUGAAGAUCAGUGUCUCUGGACGAAAUAUUGAUCAUCCUGCUGUUGAGCGUGUAGUGGGAUCUCUCAAUGGCCGGUGUCCGCUCAUAUUCCAAACCAGGAAAGAUUCAACGAUUGGCGCGACACUGAGGUCGCUGCAGAGCACCUUGCUCCGCGUCAACGACUACCAGUGGACUUACCCACAAUUGAAAAGUUAUGUUAAACAGACAUUUGGCAACGAAGCAUACUGGUUCGAUUCUCAAAUUCUUGUUUUACUAGACAUGCCAGUUGACACAAGCAAAUGGCGCAUUUUCGAAGUGCAAAAGCCAACUGCUCCCAUCGAGCUUAAUUUCAUUCAAAGAGAAGAUACUUUCAAUAUGCGCUUGCGAUAUGAUGGCACUCGUUAUGCACAGAAUGAUAUGGAUGGCAUGGGCAAACGAUUCAUCGACCGGCUAAUCCAAUUGGUUGGUUCUCCUCUCGACGGUAGAAUGGCGGAUUUGGGCAACAUGACGCAAACUGAGGACGCUCUUUUGACAAAUUAA